UCCUGUGCUACUGGCUAGUACUGCUAUAGUGUGAGCUACGAUUGGGGAGCGGCAACCACACCAACCCCAUCUCCAUCUCCCUCCCAGACCGACCUCCCACCGCCGCUUUUGCCCUUCCCUCUCCAAUCGUCCAUCGCUCACUCUCCUCAGGUCUCAUCUCUCUCUCUCUCUCUCUCCACCUGGUACUUUUGCUGGAAUCGAUGGCUUACAUAUGUUUUUAGAGGAUUUUAGGGAUAGAUAUAAGCAUGCUUGUUGCAGGCCAAAUCUUUCUUCAUUUUUGGAAUUAAUACUGCACCUGAACUUUUUUUGGAUAAAAAAGAAAGUGUAUCAGCUUUGAAUGAAGCCUACUAGUUCUUUAUGAGUAGUGUGUGGUCAUUUUCCCCUGGUUAAAUUGUGGGAUGGAUGUUUGCUUCAAAGAAAUAAAAGAAAUUGUGGGAUGGACCUGAUGGUUCAAGGCUAAUUUUGUUUUGACACUUCAUUUCUUAGGUUUUUGGUGUGUUUGUGUUCAAGAUUGAAUAGGACAAGACAUAGGGGUUAGCUCUCAAUUUAAAUGCCCAAGUUAAAAAGAUUGUAAUAAUUGUCAAAAAAAUUUGCAUGGAAUGCUUCCUUCUCUAGAAAGUAGGAAGUCUGACGGUCUGACCCCCCAAAAAAAGGUCAGUUUGUCCUCUUCUGUUUUUAUGAUAAUUACUUUCCUAAUUUCCCAGCUGACAGAAGGGUGUUGCUUGCAAGAAAUAGUUGUUUACAGAAUUAUGUAGUCAAUAGAGUUCAUAUAUAACUUCCAGUACCAAAAUUGCGUGAUUGUGCUAAUCAAAAUGCAGAAUUGGAUAUGAGUAAUCAAUCAGAAAAAGUGCGAGUGAUAUGCUAGUGGCCUAAUGUCACUGAAUUUUCAGAAGACCAAGACAGCACAAAUGGGUGUUGUCGGAUGGCUUACGAAAAAUUCCUUAGGUGCAAGAUUAUACUGAAUUAAUUGCAAGUAGCUUAGAGUCGUCGGUUUUCUUCCAACAAAAUUGCUGAAGAAGCCAGAGGCUCAAAUGGAGGCAUCUGAUGAGGACAGGCCACUGAUUCAUCACCUGCCUCCACAGGAACAAUGUUCAAAAUACACAUGCGAUGGAACGGUUAAUAUUGACAGUAAGCCCGCGCUGAAGCAGAGUACGGGGAAUUGGAGAGCAUGUUUCUUCAUUUUAGGUGUUGAAUUCACUGAAUGCAUCUGCUUCUACGGGGUUUCAAAGAACUUAGUCACAUACCUCACAAGUGUGCUCCAUGAAAGCAACGUCAAUGCUGCACAAAGUGUGUCGAUCUGGAUCGGCAGUUGCUUCUUCACACCACUCAUUGGAGCCUUCUUGGCUGACACAUAUUGGGGAAGAUACUGGACAGUAGUAAUGUCCAUCCUUGUUAUCAUCCUUGGAAUGAUCGUUCUGACGGUUUCGGCAUCACCAUUGUUCCUGAAUGCUUCUUUCUACAAUGGGGGUAUUUCUCGUCUAACUGUCUACCUAGGGCUCUACCUUUUUGCCCUUGGAACUGGAGGUAUAAAGCCAAACAUUCCGGCCUUCGGAGCUGAUCAAUUCGACGGCGCCGACCCGGUGGAGCGGGUGACAAAGGGCUCAUUCUUCAACUGGUACUACUUCUCAAUCAACGUGGGCUCGCUGCUGUCGUCCACCGUGGUUGUCUGGGUUCAGGACAACAUAGGGUGGAGUGUCGGUUUUGCUGGCCCAAUGCUACUCUUGGGGUUCGGCCUCGCCAUGUUCAUCGCCGGUAGGAGGGCGUACAGGUACAAGAAACUGGGAGGGAGCCCUCUGACAAGGGUCUUUCAGGUGCUGGUUGCAGCUGUAAGAAAUCAUAGGCUGAACUUGCCUGAUGAUAGCUCACUCCUGCAUGAGCUUCCAGGAGUGACUGAAGGUGACUACAGAACUCAACAUACCUAUCAAUUCAGGUUUUUGGACAAGGCUGCCAUCUUGUCGGACAAGAACUGCGCGCCGGCGGCGCCGUCGAGCCCAUGGAGGCUGUGCACCGUGUCGCAGGUGGAGGAGCUCAAGAUGCUGCUGCGGACGUUCCCGGUCUGGGCGUCGCUGGUCGGCUUCUUCAUGGUGACCGCGCAGAUGACGUCGACCCUGAUCGAGCAGGGCGUCGCCAUGGACGGCCGCGUCGGCCGCUUCACCGUGCCGCCGGCCUCGCUCGCCACCUUCGACGUCGUCGCCGUCCUCGCCCUGAUCCCGGUCUACGACGCCGCGCUGGUGCCGCUGGCGCGGCGCGUCACCGGCAGGGACAGGGGCGUCUCGCACAUGCAGCGCAUCGGCGUCGGCCUCGCGCUGUCCGCGGUGGCCAUGGCGUACUCGGCGCUGGUCGAGGCGCGGCGUCUGGCGAUGGCGGCGGCGGCGGCGGGGACGCGGAUGAGCAUCGCGUGGCAGGUGCCGUCCUUCUUCGUGCUGGGCGCCGGGGAGGUGUUCGCCGUCAUCGGCAUGCUGGAGUUCUGCUACGAGCAGUCGCCGGCGUCGAUGAAGAGCCUCGGCACGGCGCUCGUGCAGCUCGCCGUCGCCGUCGCCAACUACCUCAACUCCGGCAUGCUCAGGGUGGUGGCGGCGGCCACGGCGCGCGGCGGCGGCGCCGGGUGGAUCCCGGACAAGCUCGACGAGGGCCAUCUGGACUACUUCUUCUGGAUGAUGGCUGCACUCAGCGUGCUCAACCUGCUGCAGUUCCUGCACUGCUCAAUCAGAUUCAGAGGCAACAACACACUGUCAUCAUCGUGACGUACUCCAUUCUUCCGUCUCAAGGGCUCAUGCCCUGCGUAUAUACUCCUGCAAAUGUGUUCUCAUUUCUUGUUCUGUCUCCAGGAUUGAGAAAACGGAGUAACAGGAAGCCCCGGAUUUUAUUUUAACAGAAAUGUAAGUGCAAAACAAAUAAUUUUAUAAUAUAAGAGUAACACAAGAAUGAUCGAUUAACUAGACUAAA
Molecule: messenger RNA, 2946 nt
Organism: Oryza sativa Japonica Group (Japanese rice)
Lineage: Eukaryota; Viridiplantae; Streptophyta; Magnoliopsida; Poales; Poaceae
Source: RefSeq, a predicted model, not a curated record